AUGCCAGGAGACACUUCACGGGAAGUAAAGGCUGCUGUUUUUGCCCAUCCGUAUGCUCCCUUAGGAGGCUCUUACGAUGAUCCUGUCGUGGGUGCCAUGAAGGAGACACUGCUCAAACAGGGAUAUGUCGUCGGCACCUUCAACUUCAGAGGAGCUGGCGACUCAGAAGGCAAGACUUCAUGGACUGGUCGGCCAGAGACCGAGGAUUACAUUUCUGUUGCUGGGUUUAUGAUGUACUAUGCUCACCACUUGUCUUCAGUAAGGAGGUCAUCAGCCGACGGCGCCCAAAUUGGCGAUGACGCUCGACAUCCGAUGCCUCUCCUACUAGCAGGCUACUCCUACGGCUCCUUGGUGCUGGCUCGCCUUCCCUCCAUCACGAAGAUCGUGGAACGCUUCCACGCCGCAGCGAUGGGUACGGCAGCUGCUGAAAUAAUGCUGCGAGCUAGAACCCUAGCAAAGCAGACCAUGAAAACAUUCGAUCUACAUGCUCCUGGUAACGCGACAAGUCGUGGCCGUAUGCUCGAGCCAAACGAUGCAGCGACAGGUUCCACAGUAAACUCAAAGGCCUCAUCAGUCAUCAUGGGUGGCGAAGAAACAGAUAGCUCACAGCGACGACAUAGUCCAGACUCCCGACGUAGCGUGGACGCUGUACGCGAGCUGCCGCACAGACUGAAAGCACAUAUAAGACAAUCUAGCGACACGAACGAUAAACAUCAUAGCCGGCGAAGAUCGCAAAAUACGACGACACCGCCCGGAACAGUAGAUUCGACACUUGCUACUCCGAGUGUAACGGCUCACUACGCCCUCAUCUCGCCCGUCAUCCUACCUUUCUCCAACCUGAUAUCACCACCUGGUGCGCCGUCAUUGACGAUGGGCGUGAAGAAGGCUGGAACGGCAGACAAGAAUGCAGGCGCGCUAUUCCCGCAGCAACCGACACUGGUCAUCUUCGGCACACGCGACACGUUCACAUCAACCAAGAGAUUCCUAGCCUGGGCUGAGAAGCAAACGAAACUGUCGCCAAGCUUCGAAUGGGAGCAAGUGGAAGGCGCAGGGCACUUCUGGCGUGAGUCGGGUGUUAUGCAGGCUCUACAAGCGCGGGUGGCGAAGUUCGCUCAAGUUUUGGACCAAAAGUAG
This is a messenger RNA of Recurvomyces mirabilis, 1134 nucleotides long. RefSeq lists its product as uncharacterized. The transcript is spliced from 2 exons. Bases 1 to 1134 code for a protein of 377 amino acids. The record is from RefSeq and is a predicted model, not a curated record. Lineage: Eukaryota; Fungi; Ascomycota; Dothideomycetes; Mycosphaerellales; Teratosphaeriaceae.